Molecule: messenger RNA, 477 nt
Organism: Nakaseomyces glabratus
Lineage: Eukaryota; Fungi; Ascomycota; Saccharomycetes; Saccharomycetales; Saccharomycetaceae
Gene: CDC31
Product: centrin
Biological process (GO): spindle pole body duplication
Cellular component (GO): mitotic spindle pole body; half bridge of spindle pole body
Molecular function (GO): microtubule binding; calcium ion binding
Source: RefSeq, a predicted model, not a curated record
AUGAGUGGGAUCAGGAUGUCGCCAGCUCGUGGAAGCCAAUUGACAGAAGAACAAAGACAAGAGAUAUUCGAGGCCUUUUCGCUAUUUGAUAUGAAUAAUGAUGGGUACUUGGACUAUCAUGAGUUAAAGGUUGCUAUGAGAGCUCUUGGGUUUGACCUAUCUAAGAGAGAAGUACUUGAUCUGAUAGAUAAACACGAUAAUGACAGGCGGAGACAGAUAAAAUACGAUGAUUUCUUUCAAGAGAUGGGAGAAAGAAUGCUGAAACGGGAUCCUGUAGAAGAAAUCAAGAGAGCUUUCCAGCUAUUUGAUAAGAAUGGGGAUAAGAAGAUUACUGUGCAGGAUCUUCGAGAAGUGGCCCAGGAACUAGGUGAAAACUUAACAAUGGAAGAAUGCCACGCGAUGAUAGAUGAGUUCGAUAUGGAUGAUGAUGGAGCAAUUAAUGAGGAAGAGUUCAUAUCUAUUUGUAUGGAUAAUUGA